This is a messenger RNA of Knipowitschia caucasica, 228 nucleotides long. NCBI's taxonomy places the organism in Eukaryota, Metazoa, Chordata, Actinopteri, Gobiiformes, Gobiidae. The record is from the annotation of a GenBank genome assembly.
AUGGCGCUGAGGAAGGUACCGGUGCUCGUUCUGGCGCAGCUCAGUGAGCAGAUGGGGAUGGGAGACUACAGCUCUGGCUCGGUCCUGGCUCCGUCCUCAGGCCUGGCCCCGGCGCUUAGCAGCAAAUCCAAACUGGAACCCGGAGAGGGAAGCAUUCAGGGCGGAUGGCGAGCACAGGAGGGGCUGGCUCCAAACGCUGUCUGCUCCAUUCUGCAAAACGCCUGUUGA